Molecule: messenger RNA, 2534 nt
Organism: Lutzomyia longipalpis
Lineage: Eukaryota; Metazoa; Arthropoda; Insecta; Diptera; Psychodidae
Product: elongation of very long chain fatty acids protein AAEL008004
Exons: 11
Coding region: 662-1693 (343 amino acids)
Biological process (GO): fatty acid elongation, monounsaturated fatty acid; fatty acid elongation, saturated fatty acid; sphingolipid biosynthetic process
Cellular component (GO): endoplasmic reticulum membrane
Molecular function (GO): fatty acid elongase activity
Source: RefSeq, a predicted model, not a curated record
AUUCAGUUUCAAUCGUAACUCUGUGGCGUUCACUCACGAAAUCCGUGUUCUUUUGUCUUGGAAAGUUCUUUCUUCUUAAUUACAUUUCCUUGGAUCCUUUCCGGGAUUAAAUUCUUCAAAACGUUCUAUUUGAAAGUGUCCGCUUUUGAAGAGAAAAAAGGAAAUUAAAAACGGAAGUAAAAAAGGACGUAGUGAUUAUUAAAGUUUGUUGAAAGUUAGUACAGAAAAAGCGGGAGAGAGAGAAAAUCUUCUUGAGAUAAUUGCAAAGUGAAGUCCAUCCUUGGAUUGGUUGCCAAGAGAUAGAAGGAUUUAAUCUUGACUUUUGAAGUUCUUUUUUUUACAAUUUUCAUUUUUGGUGGAAUUAAAUUGUAAUUUCCAAGAGUAUUUCAUAUUAAUUGUGUGUGAAUUCUUUACGCUGAAAGUUUUUUGAAGUUUUGGUUUUUUUUUACUUUGGACAUCUCAAGGAAAUCUUGCACGGAACGGAAGAUUCUGUAGAGUUUACGCAAGUACCUGUGUGAUUUGAUUUACUCAGCGCGUGCGGAGUACCAGAGAGAAGUGAGCGAAGUGUGUAAAUUACGCAGUUUUUCGCUAAGUGUGCAAUUUGCAUUGGAAAGUGCAACCACUCUCUGGUAUUGUCCUCGAUUGCAGUCAAGAAACCAAAAUGGCCUUAAUUAUGAAAUAUAUAGACAGUAUGCAGCGAUAUAUGGACUCCUAUGGAGAUCCACGGACAAAAGAUUGGCCGAUGAUGUCAUCACCAUUCCCAACAUUAGCCGUCUGCCUAUGUUAUGUAUACAUUGUCAAGGUUUUGGGGCCACGACUUAUGGAGAAUCGGAAACCAUUCCAGUUACAAAAUACCCUGAUAGUCUAUAAUUUUUUGCAAGUAGUAUUUAGUACAUGGCUGUUUUACGAGAUCAGUAUAUCCGGUUGGCUAACGGGACAUUAUAACUUCCGCUGUCAGCCAGUUGAUUAUAGUAACCACCCUAGAACACUGAGGAUGGUUCACGCGUGCUGGUGGUACUACUUCUCCAAGUUUACAGAAUUUAUGGACACGAUUUUCUUCGUACUACGCAAGAAAACUAGCCAAGUGUCUACACUGCACGUUAUCCAUCACGGUUGUAUGCCAAUGUCAGUUUGGUUUGGAGUUAAAUUCACACCAGGUGGUCACAGCACAUUCUUCGGCCUGCUCAACACUUUCGUCCACAUUGUGAUGUACUCAUACUAUCUGUUUGCCGCAAUGGGAACACAAUACCACAAAUAUCUCUGGUGGAAGAAAUACCUCACGACCCUCCAGAUGAUUCAAUUUGUUGCAAUCAUGGUGCACGCAUUUCAACUUCUCUUCAUUGACUGCAACUACCCGAGGGCAUUUGUAUGGUGGAUUGGUAUGCAUGCCGUUAUGUUCUUCUUCCUCUUCAAUGAAUUCUACAGACAAACAUACAAAGAUGCCAAAGAGAGGAGAAGAAGGGCUGAAGCUAAUCGCAUUAUGCAAGCCACAGAGAAGAUGCUGGGCAUCUGCACGAACGGCACGCUGAGCUCGCGGAGUGAGUACAGCAAUGGGUCAGCAAAGCACGACGACGGUGAGGAGCAACACCUUGUUGGCAAUGGGACAGCCAAGACGGCAAGUAAGGCUGCCGAUUACUACGUCCGUGGCGAAGUACCGGCAGACAUAACGCAGCGGAAAAUCAUUGAGAAAUAAUAUUUAAUGCAAUUUCAGUAAAAAUUCUAUCGUAAUGUCAUUUUUUUUAGUUCAUAAGCGAUGUCUUUUUUUUAGAAAUAAAAAAAAUGCAGGAAAAAAAUACAGAAAGGGAAGAAAAUUGGGAGUCAAAAAAAAAGAAAACAACUAAUCUUAGGAAGAUGUUUAGAAAUUUAGGUAUUUUAAUGAAUGCGAAACGGUGAGGACGAUUUUUUUUUGUAGAAAUUUUAAGUGUUAAGCAAUAUUUAAUGAAAAACACAAAAUAAUUCUUGUGAAGUUAAACCGUAAUUGUUUUCAAAUGGCGUGUUUCUUAAAUCCAGUUCCGAAAGAUUGAGAAAAAAAAUACUGAGAAACACAAAAAAGUAGAUUUUAGUGGGAGGAAAUUUAAAGAAAAAAAAUAUCGUGAGACAAUUUUAACAGGAAAAUUUUUAUUUAACAAAAUAAUUGAGUAAAAAAAUCAAAGGGAUGUAACAUUUUUUAUUAAAAAUUGUUUGAUCCGUUUUAUUAUCUUAAUAAUUCUUUUUUUUUUAACUAAAGAAAACAACAAAUUUGAAAAGCAGCGAGAAAAGGGAAUAGAAAUAAAAACCCAUAAAUAUCCAACACACUUUCGCAAAUUUGGCUGUGAGAAAUAUCUUCGUGGAAUUUCACCAGGAAAAAUAAUCCAGAAGAAGAAUUUAUGUGAAUUUCUUCGAUUUAAUUGUUUGUCUAAAGAUGUGGAAAAGUGGAGGUGAAAAAUAAGGGUUGGAGAUGGUUUUGUUUUCCAUACAGCACACAAGAAUAACUUCAAAUAAUUCAAAAGUGGUAAACAGAAUUUAAAAGAAAGAGAAUUUAUUUUUCAUGAAUU